Messenger RNA from Ciona intestinalis (vase tunicate), 5662 nucleotides. NCBI's taxonomy places the organism in Eukaryota, Metazoa, Chordata, Ascidiacea, Phlebobranchia, Cionidae. The record is from RefSeq and is a predicted model, not a curated record.
CAAAAUAAAAUAAAAUGCGUCGCCCGUUUAUGUGAGCCAAUUGCUUCGACUAAAUUAGUUUUUUUUACAGUCUGAUUGCAGUGUAAAACUUGCAAAUAAAAGUUAUAACAAGUAUGAACCUACGUUGGGGGCCAGCGUGCUCGCUGGGAACAAUUUACCUUCUUGCUACGUUGUCGUCUCUUGCAACAGCCAGCAAUGUCUACAACAUUUACUUUCCCAAACACAUCAGACCUGGAUUCAACAUCUCAUUUACGGCUGCAAUCAUUGAUAAUCCAAAUACCGUCCAAAUCUACACUGCGUUUAGAUCUAUGGACAAUUCUUUCAAUGUUGAUUCCACUGAUAACGUCAACAGUGGUUCUAGCGCAAGAAUUUCAAUGAAUGGGUUGCCAAUACAAUACAGUGGAAGUCACAGGUUUGAGUUGAACAUAACUGGCACAGACCUGGUUACAGGAGCCCAGUUGUUUUUCAACUCAUCAACAGACUUCCAGUUUGAAGCUAAAUCAAUCUCAAUUCUAAUUCAAACUGAUAAAGCUAUAUACCAACCAGGACACACAGUUAAAUUCCGUGCCAUUGCAUUGAAACCGGACCUCAAGCCACUUCAGGGAAAUGUCUCGUAUACAUUUAAAGAUCCAAGAAAUAAUGUUGUGAUGCUUGAACCAGAGGUUCCACUUAAUCAUGGUGUGGCUGGUGGACAGUUCUCACUCACUAAGGACGCAGUUGCUGGGAUGUGGAAAGUGGAAUUCAUAGCAGAGGGUUUCAAAGAAAGUUUAUCAGUUGAAGUAAAGCGUUACAAGCUACCCAAGUUUAAAGUUGAAGUCAAAGUACCUUCAUACAUCCACUCACGAUCUACAGGUCUCACUAUCAAACUUGAUGCAAAAUAUACAUUCGGCAAAGGUGUUCAAGGCACAGGGCUUCUUGAAGUAGUAGGAGGAUACCAAUUCCCUGUGUAUUAUGGCUUUGGUGGUAGAUUUGCACCACAACAACCAACACGGAAUAAAAUGAUAAGGCGUUACCCAAACUUUGAUGGAUCUGUUGAAUUGUUCAUCAGUACUGAUGAGAUAAAUGAAGAACUUGGGUGGAAUGGUGCAAGUGAAUCUAUUAUCACAGUAACUGGGUCUGUUACUGAGGCCCUAACCCGAGAAACAUUCAACGACACACAGAGAAUUGAUGCAAAAACAACAAACAUUAAAGUUGAAACACUCGUGAAGCCAUUAACCAUUAAACCUGGACUUAAAUACUCUGCCUAUAUCCAAGUUACUGAAGUGGAUGGGAAACCAUUGCCAGAAGAAGAUCGUUUGGCAAAUAAUCUGCUACUUAAUAUAGAAUACAGAUACCCACGUGGAGUGCCAGCGCCAGGUACUAAUACGACAGUAUCUGCAUGGUAUGCGUACAGAAGGGAAGAAACACGAGUAUUUGUCAUCCCACCUUCGGGGAUUGUUAAAGUGACGAUCAAUGCUCCUUCUGAUAACUUUGUUUCAAUUAGUUUCAGACCUUACACAAAUUCAACGAUGUCCCAGCGUUGGGCACAACAAUGGACGGCAGAGAGAGCAGAUUCACCCUCAAACUCAUAUUUACAAAUCACCACUGAUGAGAACAGUGUUGUGCCAGGCAAUAUGGCCACUGUGACCAUUAGAACAACUGAAGCUGUUUCUGAAUUCACUAUACUGAUUAUAUCUCGAGGAGAAAUUCUUUCCGAGCGAAAAUACCAAACUCUCUCCGGUCUACCAGAGAAUUCCCAUUUCUUUGAGUUCAGUGUGGAAUAUGACAUGAUUCCUGGGGUUCAGGUGCUUGCUUCUUAUGUAAGGAAUGAUGGGGAAAUUGUGGCAGAUUAUUUAAAGUUGACAGUCACGGCUGAACUGGAAAAUCAGGUCUCCAUCACGAGUUCCAGCACCAGUGUUGAUGCAGGAGAAGACGUGAGCAUUCGUGUACAGACUUCAUCAUCUGGUGCUUAUGUGGGAGCACGUGCCAUUGAUCAGAGUGUCUUGCUGCUUAAAUCUGGCAAUGAUAUUUCACAAGAAAGGAUUGUCACUGACCUGAAUCAAUACAGUGUUGGCCAACAAUUCAACUACAUGUGGAGGUGGUGGUGGUGGUACCCGACCCCAUCUGGUGCCAGUGAUGCCAGUGAUGUUUUCAAGAAAGCUGGAAUUCUAGUAUUCACUGAUGCUCUUGUUUAUCAGAAGCCAGACGCUAAUAUUUCCCCUUAUCGGCCUAUUGCGUUGGCCCGGCCAUUUGGGGGGUUUGCUGAGCGUAAUAUAGCAACUGCCGCAGUGGAUACCUCAACCCCUGCCACCCCUACUCGCACAAGGACAUUAUUCCCUGAAACUUGGUUAUGGGAUGAACGAAUUUCUGGUGCUGAUGGAUCAGCCACGUUCAACACAACUGCACCAGACACAAUCACUUCUUGGAUCUUCAGUGCUUUCUCUGUAUCUGACCAACAUGGACUUGGUGUCAGUGAGCAACACAAGGUCACAGUAUUCCGGAACUUCUUCAUCACAUUGAACCUUCCAGUUAAAGUAAUUCGAGGUGAACUGAUCAUUGUACAAGCAAUCGUGUUCAACUAUCUCAGUACUGAAGUUGAGGCUGUGCUCACUUUGACCGAAUCAAACAAGUUCGUCCUUCUCCGUCCUGGCAACAACAGUGCUGCCGUUGGUUUUUCACGUCGCAUCACUGUCCCUGCAUCUGGAUCAGUGUCUGUUAAAUUUCCCGUCCGAAUGGAAACACUGGGUGAAAUCCCAAUCACUAUGACUGCAAUAUCGGAAAUUGCAUCUGACGCUCUGACACGAAAAGUCUUUGUUCAGCCUGAAGGUAUCGCCCAGUGUACAUCUGGCUCGGUUUUAUUCCAACGCAUGGACGCUUCUGUCCCCCCUGAUAUGGAAAGCUUAAACAUUCAAAUUCCAACUGGAAUCGUACCGGGUUCAGAAAAAGUGAAACUCUUUGUAUACGGCGAUAUCCUUGGAAGUACUAUGAACAACCUUGGUAGCUUACUGAGGACCCCUAGUGGGUGCGGGGAGCAGAAUAUGCUCGGAUUUGCGCCAGAUGUGUUUGUGACUCUCUACCUCCACUCAGCGGGCAAGCUCGACGCCACAGUAAGAGCAAAAGCUUUCAAACAUUUCCAGACUGGUUACUCCAAUGAGCUAAACUACAAGCACAGUGAUGGAUCAUUCAGUGCGUUCGGUGAACGUGACGCCUCAGGCAGCACGUGGCUCACUGCGUUUGUUGCCAAGUGUUUCAUGUUCGCUCGUGAAUUACGACCCACCCUUGUCAGUACAAGUGUUAUUGACCAAGCUCUCACUUUCCUGAUCAACCAACAAAACACAAGCGGAACUUUCAGAGAACCGGGUCGUGUUUCCCACAAAGCUAUGCAGGGUGGAGUGGACAGCCCUAUCACAAUGACUGCGUAUGUUCUUAUUACUUUGAAGGAGACAAACUAUGCUGUGAAGAACAGGGCUGUGCAAGAAGCUGCAGAAAAUGCACGAAUUUAUCUUGAGAAUCACCUAUCAUCAAUUAGUGAGAACAAAUACGCGCUUGCUAUCGUUACUUACGCUCUGCAUGUCGCUGGUAGUUCCAGGGCCAAUGAAGCUUUACAGGCUCUUGAGGCACUUGCAACUGUACAAGGUGGAUUCAAGUUCUGGCACGAUGACUCAGAAUUACCCGACUCUUACUCUUCAAGAUGGCGCCCGUAUUAUUACAACCCACCCACUAAUGAUAUAGAGAUGUCAGCUUAUGCGUUGCUUACAUAUGUGAGGAGAAAUGAUCUGAAUGCUGGGAUACCUGUUAUGAAGUGGUUGGCAUCUAAGAGAAGCAGUCUUGGUGGAUACUCUGGUACACAGGACACAGUUAUUGCCAUCCAGGCUUUAUCAAAGGUUGCUGGGUUACUUGUGGGAAAUACACAGAACCUUCAAAUCAGUGCCAGCCAUUCAAAUAAUCCGUUUACUGCAAGUUAUAACAUUAACAGGGAAAAUUCAAUCGUGUUUAACUCUGUUAACGUGCCUGCUGUAGACGGUACUGUACAAGUCACAGCAACAGGUGUAGGAGUUGCAGUAGCACAGAUAUCUGUAUGUUACAACACACCUAGCCAACCUUAUGCAAUCGAGCCAUUCCAAUGCACUAACACUGUCGUUUCCACUGCUUCAAGGAAAGCCAAAGUCAACUGGUGUUGCAGUUUGAGGCCCGGGGACAACGCAACAGGCAUGUUCUUAAUGGAAGUUAACCUACCAAGUGGAUAUACUGUGGAUAUUGAUAACGAACGUACGAGAAACCCAUCAGCUAAGCUUGUGGAGAUUGAUGGAAAUGGAGUAAAUGUUUAUUAUGAUGAGCUUGCACCUGGAAGAGGUGUAUGUGCUGAUAUUGAGUUGCUUAGUCUUGGAAAUGGUGGUGGGAGUUAAGCAAGGAAAGUAGCUGCAUCAGAAUACUACCGGCCAAAGGAAAGAGUUGAGGCGUUGUACCAAGUAGAUGAAGCACCAGUUGUUUGCGAUUCUUGUUCCACCGACGAUAUUGCUGUCUGUUCAGUCUGCGCUGAUUGCGCUGGUUGCCCAGGUCCAGCCUUCACCCAGUGGUCUGAAUGGUCCGACUGUGCCUUCUGCGGUCAUUCCACCUCGUCCAGAACCAGAGACUGCCGAAGUCCGUUCUCAGACAAUCUAGCCAGCCAUGUAUGUGGAGGUGUUGGCUAUGAAUCAAGGGUUUGUGCCUCAGUGUUUCCAUGUCCAGAUACCUUUGAUGGUCUGUGGUUCAAUAUGCCGAGAAAUUUUCCAUCCUCUAUCAGCGUCCCUUUUUACGCACACCGGUGUAGGGUGGUAAGAGGUUCGAGGCAGAUCACAGAACAGAUUCCAGGCAUCGCACUAUCUGGCACGCAACACCUGACCUGCAAUAACUACGACAUCAAUCCAAAUAAUAACUACACUUUCUCAAUUCUGGUGAAGCCGAAUGCAUUCCGUUCAUCUGGACCAACCACUAUAUUUUCUUAUGGAAUGGAACACAAUUACGCAAGAGCACAUUUGGAAAAAGUUUGGUGGCGCAGUGAACUUCGCUUUAAAGUAAGAUCGGAUACUGGAAUGAGAGAAGUUCGUGGAGUAAGCUCGGAUCUCUUAAUAACAGACCAAUGGAACCAUAUAGUAGUGGCCGUGCCUUCCGGAGAUAAAGAGAACAUUCGUAUGUUUGUUAAUGGCAACGCAGUCGGAAGCACCCGAUCUUUUACGACCCGGUUUUUCGGUAAACGCGGAAGAAACCAGUUCUUCUUAGGACAGAACACACGAGGAAAUGCUUGGGCUAGAGGUUACUUCCAAGGUGGUUUGGCUGCUGUUGGGACUUGGCGUUCAUUGUUAACUGACCAACAAAUCACUGCUUUGUACGAAGCCUACCGGCCCGCCAUUGAAUCCAGUGAUCCACUUUCUGUGAAACUUCUCCGCCAUUUUGCGACCCAGCAGUUCAAGCAAUGCUUUCAAUCGCCGGCCACCAUUGAAGCUCUUUACAGGAGAUCAGCUGCGCCUGUUUCAUGCCCAACAGCUACCAUUACCCCACUGAUGCCUUUCCUGCCGACUUUAUGAGGCUAAAGCAACAUAAUAAAAUAACGGUGCUACUGAUAUACUCUUUUUGCGCCCUAUACGCUUGCUAUUACAAACCGCAUGAACUUGUAAAAUUUGAUUUAAAUACAUGAUGCAAUUGA